Molecule: messenger RNA, 312 nt
Organism: Pediculus humanus corporis (human body louse)
Lineage: Eukaryota; Metazoa; Arthropoda; Insecta; Psocodea; Pediculidae
Exons: 3
Coding region: 1-312 (103 amino acids)
Biological process (GO): rRNA processing; ribosomal small subunit assembly
Cellular component (GO): CURI complex; UTP-C complex
Source: RefSeq, a predicted model, not a curated record
AUGGAUACAUAUGAUGCUGAAAUGAUUAAAAAAGAUGAAGAAGAAAAAGCAUUAUCACAGCAGCAGGAAGAUGGAUGGGUUACAGUGACUAGAAGAGGGAAAAAGCCAGGUUUUGCGAGAAAAGAAUCCGUGGCUAAGCAUUUAAGAAGAAGAAGCGAACAACAAAGAAGAAAAAAAGAAUUGACAAAUUUUUAUACAUUUCAAAUAAAAGAAUCAAAAAUGAAAAAUUUAGUAGCUCUGAGAAAAAAAUUUGAAGAAGAUAAAAGAAAAAUAGCUGCUAUGAAAGAGGCUCGUCGUUUUAAACCUUUUUAA